CAGGAUUCCAGAUCAAGACCUCAACAACAAAACAAAGACCAAGUGUCCCACUAUCAUCUACAUUUCACCUCACCACCCACCACACUCGUCAAUAUGGAUAAAGUGUCUGCCUUUGGCAAGAACUUCUCGUAAGUCUCCAAACCAACCACCAAGCGUGCUGCGCAUCAACGAAUAUGCCUGCGAGCGCACCUCGAGUUAUACAGCAAAUGCUAACUGUUAUCAAGAGCAACCUUCACCCCCUUCGCCGCCCGCACCCAGCAAUAUGUAAAGGAACAACUCGGACAGGCUGAGGAUAAGGUGCGCAAUUUCAUGGUUCUUCGAGGUCUCGAAACUGACGGAUAUUCUUCCUUGAUAGACCCAGCUACCUCCAGAUUAUAUUGAGCUCGAGAAGCGGGUGGAUGCUCUGAAACAGGUUCACCAAAAGAUGCUACAGGUCACGUAAGUCUCCCGGAAGGUUCGGUCUUACGAUGAAAAUCGGAUUAUGGAUGCAAGGACUGAUCGGGUUUGCGUGUCCAGGUCCCAGUACUCCUCCGAAGCCUAUGAUUAUCCCGCAAACUUGAAGGAAAGCUUCAGCGAUCUCAGUAGAACCGUCAGCGAAAAGGUUCAGUUGCUUUCUGCUGCUACAUCUGCUGCUGACGCACAAGCUGCGCUCACAGCCCCUCCAUCCACAAAACCACAGCCCAAGACAUUCAACCAUGCUAUCGCUCGUGCCAGUCUUGCCAGCAGCCAACUUCUUCAACAUCAACAUGCAGGCGCCGGAGAGGAUCCACUGGCGCAAGCUUUAGAGAAGUAUGCCCUUGCAAGUGAGCGAGUUGGCGAGGCACGACUUGCACAGGACUCCCAGAUCCAGAGCCGUUUUCUCGCAGGCUGGAGUACAACUUUGAACACAAAUCUGAUGUUCGCGACGCGGGCAAGAAAGAGCGUUGAGAACUCAAGAUUGAUGCUUGACGCCGCAAAGGCAAAGGCAAAGAACCCCGGAUGGAAACUUCCUGGGGCUGCACCGCGCGCCGAUGGACAACAUGAAGAAGAGACGUCCGAGGAGGCUCGUGUUGAGAUCGAGCAGGCUGAGGACGAGUUCGUUGGUCAGACUGAGGAGGCAGUCGGAGUGAUGAAGAAUGUGUGUAUUUCCAUUUCAACUCGUCUUAUGCAAAACACUGACCCCUUCAGGUUCUUGAUACCCCAGAGCCGCUACGAAACCUCGCCGAUUUAAUUGCUGCCCAACUCGAGUACCACAAGAAAGCAUAUGAAAUCCUUAGCGAGCUUGCGCCGGUCGUCGACAGUCUCCAAGUAGAGCAGGAAGUGAGUCGGUCCAAAGACUUUUCUGCAUAA
Hymenoscyphus albidus is the source of this 1329-nucleotide messenger RNA. The record is from the annotation of a GenBank genome assembly. Lineage: Eukaryota; Fungi; Ascomycota; Leotiomycetes; Helotiales; Helotiaceae.